AUGUCUCUUCAGAUAAACAUAUUAGAUACUAAUUAUGUUAAUGAGGAAAAUAUCAUUUAUGAAGAAGACCUUAUUUCUGAGAUUCAAUAUUCUAUGGGUUUACCUUCCGGUCUUAAUAAAACAACCUGUACUUAUCUUGGCGAUAUUGCUGUAAUUAAAAAAGAUAGAACUUGUUAUGGAGUUAAAAUGUGCGAAUUUGCAGAUUCAGAACUUCAGGAAAUGAAACAUAAGUCAGUAGAUCCAGAAUCAGAUUUAAGAUUAAAAAUGAUAACGUGA
Messenger RNA from Funneliformis mosseae, 276 nucleotides. Lineage: Eukaryota; Fungi; Glomeromycota; Glomeromycetes; Glomerales; Glomeraceae. The record is from the annotation of a GenBank genome assembly.